This is a messenger RNA of Labeo rohita (rohu), 3951 nucleotides long. Its product is annotated as serine/threonine-protein kinase SIK2. Gene Ontology annotation, molecular function: ATP binding; tau-protein kinase activity; protein serine/threonine kinase activity. Gene Ontology annotation, cellular component: cytoplasm. The coding region runs from base 269 to 2404 and encodes 711 amino acids. The record is from RefSeq and is a predicted model, not a curated record. The transcript has 13 exons. NCBI's taxonomy places the organism in Eukaryota, Metazoa, Chordata, Actinopteri, Cypriniformes, Cyprinidae. Gene Ontology annotation, biological process: protein phosphorylation; intracellular signal transduction; microtubule cytoskeleton organization.
GGGGAAUAUGCUACGAAACGUGGAGCGGUUGUUGGAGAGACGAUGACAGCCCAGCGCGAGACGACUGACUUUUCAUGAGAGGAACAAAAAAAUGAUUGGGUUAAUGACUUCAUAAACAGGCGUACUGGCUUAAUUUAAAGGAAUUUUGAUCAUUUUUUAGCGUAUGAAGAGAACUUCAUAAGAAUGGAUUAAGCUCGGCGCUCCAAAAGCCCUUUGUCGUUUGGCGGUGCUCUGUGUGAUACACUACAAAAAAUCCUUCUUUGUCACAAUGGUGAUUUUGUCCGAGGAAAAAGCAGUGAGCCAGUCCGGCAGACCACUGCAAGUGGGUUUCUACGAGAUCAUCAAGACAUUAGGCAAAGGGAACUUUGCUGUGGUCAAACUAGCUAGACAUAAAGUCACAAAAACAGAGGUUGCCAUAAAAAUCAUUGAUAAAACUCGACUUGAUGAAUCUGAUCUAAAGAAGAUUAAUCGAGAGGUUCAGAUUAUGAAGCUAUUGAAGCACCCACACAUAAUCAAGCUUUACCAGGUUAUGGAGACCAAAGACAUGCUAUAUAUUGUGACGGAAUAUGCCAAGAAUGGAGAGAUGUUUGAUUAUCUUACCUCAGUUGGUCAUCUAAGUGAGGCAGAAGCUCGUUGUAAGUUCUGGCAAAUCCUUGACGCUGUAGAAUAUUGUCACAAGCAUCACAUCGUACACAGAGACCUGAAAGCAGAAAAUCUACUCCUGGACAUUAACAUGAAUGUAAAACUAGCAGACUUUGGUUUUGGGAACUUCUAUAUUCCUGGUAAAUCUUUGUCUACCUGGUGUGGGAGUCCUCCCUAUGCUGCCCCAGAGGUCUUUGAGGGGAAAGAAUAUGAGGGACCAUCCUUGGAUAUCUGGAGUCUGGGAGUAUUGCUGUAUGUAUUGGUUUGUGGCACACUACCUUUUGAUGGCACCACUCUGCCUGCCUUAAGACGAAAAGUCACUGAUGGACGCUUCAGAGUGCCAUUCUUUAUGUCACAAGACUGUGAAAGUCUUAUACGGAGAAUGUUGGCUGUUGACCCUGCCAAGAGAUUCAGCAUGGCACAAAUCAAGCAACAUCACUGGAUGCAGGCUGAUCCCUCUGCUAUAUGUCAGUCCCCUUCUUCCUCUUCUUGCCCUGAGUCUCAUUCCCAACAAGGAACUUACAGUGAAGCAGUUCUGAGUAUUAUGCAGACAGUGGGCAUUGACAGGAAGAGAACCAUAGAGUCUCUUCAGAACAGUAGCUUCAACCACUUUUCUGCUAUCUACUGCCUGCUGUUAGAAAGAGUGAUGAAGCAUCAAGCACUGCAGCAAAACAAACUGGGAACUGAGUGGCUGAAAGAGCCGUGUCACACUCCUCAGGAGACGGUACUGCCUCUGGAGGAUGAUCUUAGCACACUAAAAUACACAUGCUCCGCUUCUGCUGCCUGCCAGCUAGAGACUACAGUAUAUCAAGAGUCACAGGUGGGGCAUCUAAAAAAGGAGGAGAAAGAGGACCAAGCCCUGGUCAGUCCUUCUGUGGAGUCCAGAAAAUCACAGAGACACACUCCCCCAGAUGCCUCUGCAUCCCAGAAAUUUUCCUGCUUGCCAAGAAUUGUCAUAGACCGUGUAGAUGGUUCUACCUCAGACUGCUGCCUCAGGCCCUCUCCUUAUGCUUCUACUAGUUCUUCUUUUACCACCCUCUGCACCCCAUCAGAGAUUAGCACUGACACCAGUGGCCAAAAAACUCAGGGACUGAAUCCGUAUUCACUAGGAAAUCCUGACACUCAUUCAUCCACUCUUGGGCGCCAGAGUUACCUGCCUUUACCCAGCUUUCAGGAGGGAAGGAGAUCCUCAGAUAGCUCACUUAUACAAGGUGUAAAGGCUUUCCCAACUCAUUUGAGAAAGAAUGUCCAUAUUAAGGGCCAGCCGAGUUGGAAUGAACUUAAGGGACCUGUGAGACGCACAUGCAUCCUCAAUAACAGUCCACAAAGCGGUAAUACAUUGAUGGUUUUGACAAAUCCUCCAUGCUUCCCAACUGAGGACCACAAUGGUGUCCUGGAGAAUGUUUUAAAAAAGGAAAGGUUGGUUUCCUCCUCAUGCCAUCAAACGCGGCAGCAGUUUCUCUCAGUGCUAUCUGCUCAUUCCCCUGAUCAUGUGAAGAAUGAUGCAAGUCUAGAAUCACAGAGCAUCUCCAAUCCACCUCAGCAUCAGAGGAAUCCCAUCAGUCACUCAUCCUGCUCUCUGAACCCUCAGCUUCCACCACCGUCAGCUUUUCAGGACUCUCUGUGUUCUCUCUCCUGUUCUUCAUCCAUUGUGGCAUCAGCCGCAGAGCUUCUUGAAACUCGACUACAGAUCAGUCCACAAACUCAGUCUCUGCCUCAUACUGGGCUUCACAUUGGCACUGUAUUACCCUCAGUUAAGUGACAAUGAUUUGAUCCAUUGUACAUAAUACAUAGUUUAGUAUUUGCCACAAUGGAGUGCUUGAGAUUUUAAGAGUGACUGACUGAAACUGACUGAUAAAUAAAGUCUCUAGAUCUGGUUUAGCUAGAUGUGCGUUUGUAUAGAAGUGAGUAGUUUUAUGGAGACAUCAUAUUGCUUGGUCUUUUUUGGCAUGAUUGAGGUUGUUUAGAUAUUGUCCAUUAAGUGGUGUAUAUAUGUGACCCUGGACCACAAAACCAGUCAUAAGUAACACGGGUAUAUUUGUAGCAAUAACCAACAAAAGAUUGCGUGGGUCAGAAUGAUAAAUUUUUCUUUUAUGCCAAAAAUCAUUAGGAUAUUAAAUAAAAGAUCAUGUUCCAUGAAGAUAUUUUGUAAUUUUCCUACUGUACAUAUAUAUAAACUUUAUUUUUUAUUAGUAAUAUGCAUUGCUAAGAACAUAAUUUGAACAACUUUAAAGGUGAUUUUCUCAAUAUUUAGAUUUUUUUGCACCCUCAGAUUCCAGAUUUUCAAAUAGUUGUAUCUCGGCCAAAUGUUGUCCUAUAAAUCUCAGUUUCGAAAAAUUGACCCUGGUUUUGUGGUCCAGGGUCACAUAUUAUUAUUAUACAUCAGUUAAACAUUUUACCAUGACUGAUGUAUUUUGUUAGUCUUUUUGUAUCAUAAUUUUAACUUAUUGAAGUCAUUACUAAUUGAAGUAAUUAAUAAUUAAAUCAUUACUCAUUUACGAUAUCUUCAGUUGGGAUUCCUACUAAGAUUUCAGUUCUAAAAAAAAUAAAGAAGAAAAUGCCAUUUUUGUGUGAUUGGUUUAGUUAAAACAUAUCUUUGAUUACACUAGAGAGUAUUGAUUUUUUUUUUUUUUUAGUAGUUUAAAACCAAUUCAUGCUCGGAAAUAUUGAGUUUUAGGCAUUUUUGGCUGCACUUUAUUUUACAGUAUGUGUGUCUAUCUAAGAAAGUACCGAGUUAAUACCUAGUUAUUACCCAGUUAUUGUAUAAUAAGUAGACAGUUUGUACAUUGGGAAUAGGACUGUAAAAUAAAGUGCUACCCAUCUUUCAUAUUUACUUCAUAUUUUUAGAUUUUUAAAUCAAAUAAUUUUUAAAUCAUUAGGCUACUGACAACAGUUUUAUGCUUAAAACAUAUUAAUAGUGGCCUCAUUGAAUGAAAACACCAAUAGUCAAUAAACAAUCAAUGAGUAGCCCUUAUCACAAAGAGCAGAUGUUUGAAAAAGAGACUGGACAUUUUGGGUUGUUUCAGAUACCAGUUUUUUCAGUUCAGUAAAAAUCUGGAUGUGUCUUAUUUGUAGUUAAAUACAUAUAUGCAUCAUUCAACUUUUUCACAAUAAUAUAACCUUAAAUCAGCUAGCUGGUGAUAUGUGGCUUAAUUAUACACUGCACAAAGUGCUGACCUGCAAUUGUUACUUUAAAGAGACUUUUGCUGGUAUACAUUAAUGUAUUUUGGCUGAUGCAGCAAUAUAAAUAGUUAAUUACCAUGUAGACGUUACCAUUUUUAGCUUACCAUUUUUUCAGUGUACUAUGAU